UGACAAAAAAAUGCUAUUGCAUCGGUUGUGUUUUUUCCCUCAAAAAAUUUUCUCUAAAUUCUCCAAAAAUUAAUAUAUAACAUAAAGUAAUAAGUAUAUAUAGAAAGUUUUCCAUUACUAUCAAAUAUUUCCCAUUCUUAACCCCACGCCGCCAUACGAUCCACCACAUGCCACCACCGGUACGCUCCGAUGACCACACAUGAUAAGCCACCAGCUCCAACGACCACUCACGCCACGCCACCAGUAGCUCCAAAUACAUACCACCAGUAGCUACUUUUUUGCUUCAAAGAUAGUGCUUGAUGUUCAGAAUGUCUGUCCAGUAAUUCCAAAUUUAUACCUCAAUGAACUAAUUUCCAAGUCUUGACAUGCCUUUCCAGAUAAGCUUCCUGAUAACUGGAGUGAGGUACUAAAUAUAUCUUCUAUAUGCUUACUGGACCACUUCUUUAUUAUACCUGGUGAACAGAUUCAUAUACUUGCAUGCCUCUCAGCCCGUAAGCAGGAAAUGGAAAUUCUUACACCUUUUAAAGUUACGGCCAUCGUGAAUAAAAAUAGUAUUGGACAAAGCAACCAGAAACAAAAUGGUAACUCAGGGACAAAUUCCGGGUCUGUUUCCCUUGGAGGAGCAGUGGAUGAUAGUAGUAUGAGUGAGAACGGUAAUGCAAAUAUUGAUCCUGAAAAGGAGGUUUCUACUGGUGAAAAUUUGUUGAGAUUGGAAGAUUACGAAAGACAAACUGAACCACUAGUACAAAGGUUUAACAGUUCUAACUUUUUCGCUCAAAUUGCAAAGUCAGAUGAACUUCUAUGGUCGAAAAGAAAAGCUAUGGAGGACUUAUCUGGUACGAUUGGAGCAGAUGGCUCUGAAAAAGUGAAGACACUUAAAAAGAAGCUAUCCUUGAGUGCCUCCACUGAUAAGGGAAACUUUGAUGCUAGAACAUCUGGUGGAGUGGCAAGAAAUAUUUUCUAGUGUUGUGCCCUUCCAAAUGGAGAUAUAGUGGUAUGUUCCGCAAAAACUGGAGGAGCAGGACUUUCUUGGCGAGGCUAGUUGCCCAUUAUCUUAGGUGCUGAUAACUGUCAAUCCAGUAUUUUAGUUUUGAAAGUUAUCAAUCCAGUAUUUUACUUUUGAAAUUAUAAUGCAAAAAGAUGUAAAGUUGUUGAAUAUUUUGAAUUAUGAG
This is a messenger RNA of Capsicum annuum, 1172 nucleotides long. RefSeq lists its product as uncharacterized. Lineage: Eukaryota; Viridiplantae; Streptophyta; Magnoliopsida; Solanales; Solanaceae. The record is from RefSeq and is a predicted model, not a curated record. The transcript has 3 exons. Bases 503 to 964 code for a protein of 153 amino acids.